GAAACAUGUUAUAUGACAAGAAAACAAGACUAAAAUAAGAAUUUGUUUACAUAAAACAAAAUUGCUAGGAUUUGUGCUGGGAUUAGAAUAGGUAAAGAACAGUUUAUUCACCUUUUUUUUUUUUAAAUCAAGAAUUUUGUUUUGUGUAAGGUAGCAUUGUGUAAUGGAUGGAAAGCUGGCCUUGGAGGUUAAAAGACUCACCUAUGACAUGUACUGACAAAUCACAACUUCCUAGUACCUUCUAGGUAAUUCCCAAGACACUUAAGUUUUAAAAAAAGUUACAGUAGGACCUCAUUUUAUGUGAACUCAACACACAUAAAUUCAGGUAUUCACAACUGGCAAUUGAAAAAAAGUAAGGGCAGAAAAAUAUGUAAAAUAAAAAUUCUUAAUUACACAUUAAAUCCAUGCCAUUAUCUUGUGUGAUGUAGAGUCUCUCAGCAGUUCACCUAGUCACCCUCAUUCUCAUUCUAAGAAGGUUUACUAUGAGUCAUUAUAUUAUUUUGUGCCAAACAUAAGCUCCUACUUCAUUCUUUAUCUGGAGUUCUCACUUGUAACAGGUUGUGUCUGCAUCAGAGCAGUGUUUCUUUUUGUUUCAUUAACACUAUUCAGUUAUUGAUAAUGGCCCCAGUGUAGAAGACUAGUGAUGCUGAUAGCUCUGAUAAGCCUAAGAAAAUUUGUAAAAUGCCUAGGUACGUACCAGUAAGUGCUUAAUAAGGAAUGGAAUUUGCUAUUAUGUGUGAUUUUCAACUUGGAGGGUCUUGAAACAUAUUGGUUGAGUAAAAUGAGGUCCUAUUGUAUAUAUUUUUCAAUCAGCAAAAAUCCAUUUUCUCUCUCUCCUACCCCAAACCCUACAUAUGUAUCUCUUACUAAGUGUUUUGCCUCUUUUGGGUGAUGGGUAGCAUUAUUUCAUUAUUAGUCUUUUGGAAUCAUGACUGGUCAUUAUGCAGGUAAGGUUUCCAGUGUCUUUAUUUCUUUUUUUAAACCUUCCUUCUUAGAAUCAAUACAGCAUAUUGAUUCUAAGGCAGAAGACCAAUAAGGACUAGGCAAUGGGGGUUAAGUGAUUUCCCCGGAGUCACACAGCUAGGAAGAGUCUGAAGCCAGAUUUGAAACCAUGACCUCUAGUCUCUUUGAGCUAUCUAGCUGUCCCCCACCUGCUCCUCAAUCCCACAUCUUUCAAAGUUUGUUUAUCUUUCCAAUAUUGUUGUACAAAUUACUCUCCUCAUUCUGUUCACUUCACUCUGCAUCAUUUCAUACUUACAUUCUCAUACAAGUCUCCCCAGAUUUCUCAGAAACUGUCCUCAAUCCUUCUUAUAGCUCACCAGUAUUUGAUUAUAUACUAUAACUUUUUAAUCAUCCAUCUUUUUAUGGGUACCUUCUCAGAUUUUUAUUUAUUUAUUUUUGCCAUUCCAAAAGAGCUGCUAUAGUUUAUAAAUGUUAUAAACUAAAAAAAUUUUUUUUUCAUUUAUAGAGUUUGUUUUGCUUAGAACUGACUGAUCUAGUCCUUUAACCUAUCCUCCUCAUUCCCUAUUUUCUCUUCUCCCUUCUGUUGUAUUUCCCUGAUGAAUGUACAUUUAUUAAAUGACUACUAUUGCCAAACUUUGGAUAAGUCCUGGGGAUAUAGAGAGUUUGUGCUUGAUGUUGAGAAUAUAAAAUCAGAAGUGAAGUACUUGUUGUUUUUAAGUUUACAUUCUACCAAAGAAGAUAGUUUGUACAAUAAGCAAAAUAAAUACAAUAUAAUUUGUAUUGGACACACCAGCAGCUUGGGGAAAAUAUUGUAAAAAAGAACUUAUGUAUAAGGUGGUACUUGAACUGAACUUAUAAGGAAGUUAGGUAUUCUUAGAGGCAGAGAUGAAGAGUCCAUGAUGGACAACAAAGUUCAGAAAUGGAACAUAGAAUGUCAUGUAUGAGGAACAGUAAGAAAGGCAGUUUGAAUGUACUGAAGAAUAUGUAAAAGAGUAUAUAAUCUAUUAUAAAUGUGGGAAAGGAGAUUGGAAGCAGGUUACAAAUGACUUUAAAUGCUCAGUGGAGAAGUUUGUGUUAGAUCUUAUAAUAGGGAGUUUGUGAGCUAGAACUGCGUUAGGAAUAUUAUUUUGUCUUCUAUGUGGAGAAUGUUCUGGAAAAGGGAAAGAGUAGAGGCAGGGAAAACAGGGACUUUUACAAGCAGAUAAAGCAAGAGUUCAAGAGAAUCUUUACUAGGGUGUUUGUAUGUAAAUAGAGGUGGCAGAUGAAAAUGAGUAGUUGAACAGGUGAAAUUAAUAAAACAUGUCAUUUAAUUAGUUAUGUGGGGUAAGAGGGAGAGGGAAGAAUGGUCUGGUAUCACUAAAGCGUUCCACAUUUUAAUACUUACCUUAAAAAUCCCCUUUCAAGCCAUGAGUCCCAGUCCUUAGCUGCUAUGGGUUUUAGGUUAAGUUUCCUUAAUGAAUAAAAAUAUAUCCAAAAUGCAUAAAGCAACAUGCCAUGUAACUUACACUUAUGAGGGUCUGGAUUUGAGAUGUCAGAGGGAGGCUCAAAAUUGCCUAAUUUCACCAAAAUAUCUCAGGAUAAAACAGGAAAAAAAGGCAAGUUGAAUUCUGAGUGUGUGUGGGGAACCAUAUCAAAAAUUCAAAGUGAGUCAUUUUUCAGCUCAGUGUAGCUUAGAGAGGUCUAUAGUCACUGGGGUAGGAGAUGACCAGAAGUGCAGCACAGUUUCUGGCAGAGAAUGACCAGUUCUGUAGGCUUGGAGGCAGCAGCAGCAGCAGCAGUAGCAGCAGUAGCAGAAACAGCAGCAGAAGCAGCAGUAGCAGUAGCAGCAGCAGCAACAGCAGCAACAGCAGCAGCAGCAGCAGCAACAGCAGCAGCAGCAGCAGUUGCAGCAGCAGCAGUUGCAGCAGCAGCAACAGCAGCAGCAGCAGCAACAGCAGUAGCAGUAUCAGCAGCAGCAACAGCAGCAGCAGCAGCAGCAACAAGAAUAUCAGAUGCAAAGCUCAAGGAUGUGUGGCCUACUGGAUAGGUAUUGGACCUGAAGUCAGGAGUUCUGUUCCUAAUUCUUCCACUGACUUGCAGUUUGACUUUGGGCAAAAUGUGAAAACCUUUGCAUCUUCAGAUAGUCUAGCCAAGGUCCAAGAAGUAGCAAGCUGGCUUUUGGAAAUGAAUCAGGAACUGCUGUCUGUGGGCAGCAAGAGGAGACGAACUGGAAGUUCUCUAAGAGGUAAUUCUUCCUCAAGCCAGGUAGAUGAGGAUCAGAUGAAUCGAGUUGUGGAGGAGGAGCAGCAGCAGCAGCAGCAGCAGCAGCAGCAACAGCAACAGCAACAGCAGCAGCAGCAGCAACAGCAGCAACAGCAGCAACAGCAACAAUUACGACAGGAGGAGGAGCACAUUGCAAGGAAUGGGGAAGUUAUUGGUGCAGAACCCAGACAUGGAGACCAAAAUGAUUCCCAGCAAGGACAAUUAGAAGAAAAUAAUAAUCGAUUUAUUUCAGUAGAUGAAGAAUCCACAGGUAUCCAAGAAGAACAGGAGGAUGAAGAGGAGCAUGCUGGUGAACAAGAUGAAGAGGAUGAAGAAGAGGAGGAAAUGGACCAAGAGAGUGAUGAUUUUGAUCAGUCUGAUGACAGUAGCAGAGAAGAUGAACACACAAACAGUAACAGUGUCACAAAUUCUAAUAGUAUCAUGGACUUGCCUAUUCACCAACUCUCCUCCCCUUUCUAUACAAAGACAUCAAAAAUGAAAAGAAAGUUGGACCAUGGUUCUGAGGUCCGGUCGUUUUCUUUGGGAAAGAAACCAUGCAAAGUCUCAGAAUAUACAAGCACUACUGGCCUGGUGCCAUGCUCAGCAACACCUACCACGUUUGGGGACCUCAGAGCAGCCAAUGGCCAAGGUCAACAAAGGCGCCGCAUUACAUCUGUCCAGCCACCUACAGGCCUUCAGGAAUGGCUGAAAAUGUUUCAGAGCUGGAGUGGACCAGAGAAACUGCUUGCUUUAGAUGAACUUAUUGAUAGUUGUGAACCAACACAAGUUAAGCAUAUGAUGCAAGUAAUAGAACCUCAGUUUCAGCGAGACUUCAUUUCGUUGCUCCCCAAAGAGCUGGCACUUUAUGUGCUAUCAUUCCUGGAACCCAAGGACCUGCUACAAGCAGCUCAGACAUGCCGAUACUGGAGAAUUUUGGCUGAAGACAACCUUCUUUGGAGAGAAAAAUGCAAGGAAGAGGGGAUUGAUGAACCACUACACAUCAAAAGAAGAAAAAUCAUCAAGCCAGGUUUCAUUCAUAGUCCAUGGAAAAGUGCCUAUAUCAGGCAGCACAGAAUUGAUACAAAUUGGCGGCGAGGAGAACUGAAAUCUCCAAAGGUGCUCAAAGGACAUGAUGAUCAUGUGAUCACAUGCUUACAAUUUUGUGGAAACAGGAUAGUUAGUGGUUCUGAUGACAACACCCUUAAAGUUUGGUCAGCAAUCACAGGCAAAUGUUUGAGAACAUUAGUGGGACACACCGGUGGAGUAUGGUCAUCACAAAUGAGAGACAAUAUCAUCAUCAGUGGAUCUACUGAUCGUACUCUUAAAGUUUGGAAUGCAGAGACUGGAGAAUGUAUACAUACUUUAUAUGGACAUACCUCCACUGUUCGUUGUAUGCACCUCCAUGAGAAGCGUGUUGUCAGCGGUUCUCGAGAUGCUACGCUUAGGGUUUGGGACAUUGAGACAGGCCAGUGUUUACAUGUCCUGAUGGGUCAUGUAGCUGCAGUCCGAUGUGUUCAGUAUGAUGGCAGGAGGGUUGUUAGCGGAGCAUAUGAUUUCAUGGUGAAGGUGUGGGAUCCAGAAACUGAGACUUGCCUACACACACUGCAAGGACAUACUAAUAGAGUUUAUUCAUUGCAGUUUGAUGGCAUCCAUGUGGUGAGUGGAUCUCUUGAUACUUCAAUCCGAGUAUGGGAUGUGGAAACGGGGAACUGCAUUCACACAUUAACAGGACAUCAGUCAUUAACGAGUGGAAUGGAACUCAAGGACAACAUUCUUGUCUCUGGAAAUGCAGAUUCUACAGUUAAAAUCUGGGAUAUAAAAACAGGACAGUGUUUACAGACAUUGCAAGGUCCCAACAAACAUCAGAGUGCUGUGACCUGUUUACAGUUCAACAAGAACUUUGUAAUUACCAGCUCAGAUGAUGGGACUGUAAAACUGUGGGACUUGAAAACGGGUGAAUUUAUCCGAAACCUAGUCACAUUGGAGAGUGGGGGGAGUGGGGGAGUCGUGUGGCGGAUCAGAGCCUCUAACACAAAGCUGGUGUGUGCAGUUGGAAGCCGCAACGGGACUGAGGAAACAAAGCUGCUGGUGCUGGACUUUGAUGUGGACAUGAAAUGAAGAGAGCAGAAAAGAUGAAUUUGUCCAAACAUGUAGAAGAUGUACUCCCUGCCCUUCCCCCCUGCAAAAAAAAAAAAUCCCUUGUUCUCUGUGGUGCAGGAUGUUGGCUUGGGGCAACAGAUCGUAGAGACCUACAUUCAGAGGAGAAGAUGAUGACGAGAUGAUGAACCAUACCUGACAAGCCAGGCAUCUGCUGUCUCAUCACGUACAAGGCUUCACUUUGGACUGGGGGCAGCUUUGCAAAAUAUGACUUUCUAAAUCAAACCAGGUGCAAUUAUUUCUUUAUUUUCCUCUCAAGUGGUCAUUGGGCAGUGCGAUGCUGAAACCUUGUUCCAAAUCCUGCUAACCUGUUCUUUUACCACCGAGGUCUAGAAAGGAGCUGCAAUAACAUCAAAAUGUGGACUGGUUGCCUUUUCAAAUUAGAGAGAGCAUCUGCAACAAAAAAAAAAGUCAUUUCUGGAGUGGAAAAGCUAAAAAGUUUUUACUGUGAAUUGUUUUUGUACAGUUAUCAUAAAAAAGCUUUUUCUUUUUUUCCUUUUUUUCCUUUUUUUUUGCCAACCAUUGCCAAUGUCAAUCAAUCACAGUAUUAGCCUCUGUUAAACUAUUUACUGUUGCUUCCAUUUACACUCUUCAAUGCAUAUGUUGCUCUGAGGUGGCAAGUUGUCCUGGGUUCUGUGAGUCCUGAGAUGGAUUUAAUUCUCGAUGCUGGUGCUAGAAGUAGGUCUUCAAAUAUGGGAUUGUUGUCCCACCCCUGUACUGUAUUCCCAGUGGCCAAACUUAUUUAUGCUGCUAAAUGAAAGAGAAAAAAAAGCAAAUUAUUUUUUUUUAUUUUUUUUCUGCUGUGACGUUUUAGUCCCAGACUGAAUUCCAAAUUUGCUCUAGUUUGGUUACGGAAAAAAAAAAAAGACUUUUUGCCACUGAAACUUGAGCCAUCUGUGCCUCUAAGAGGCUGAGAGUGGGAGAGUUUCAGACAAUAAAGAGUGAAGUUUGCCUGCAAGUAAAGAAUUGAGAGUGUGUGCAAAGCUUAUUUUCUUUUUUUUUUUCUGGGCAAAAAUGAAAAACACAUUCCUUAGAACAAAGCUAUUCCAGCCUGUUCUGUUGGGAAACUUUUCUUUUUGAGGGCUGUGGUGAAUGGAAUGAACAUACAUAAUAAAACUGACAAAAUAUUUUUUAAAACUAUAAAACAUAAAAUGAAAAUAAAGUCGCUGGUCAGUCUUAGUGUUCUACAGUAUUUGGGAAAAAAACAGCUGUUACAGUUUUAUUGCUGUGAGUAACUGACAAAGCAGAAACGAUUCCGUUUUUGUAGUAAAGGCGUCACAUGCAAACAAACAAAAUGAAUGAAUAAGUCAAAUGGUUUUGCCUCAUUCUCCAAGAGCCACAACUCAAGCUGAACUGUGAAAGUGGUUUAACACUGUAUCCUAGGCGAUCUUGUUUUUUUAUUCCUCCUCCUGUUUUUUGUUUUAUUUAUAGUCUGAUUUAAAACAAUCAGAUUCCAGUUGGUUAAUUUAGUUAUGUAACAACCUGACAUGAGGGAGGAAAACAACCUUUAAAAGGAUUGUGUCUAUGGUUUGAUUCACUUAGAAAUUUUAUUUUCUUAUAACUUAAGUGCAAUAAAAUGUGUUUUUUCAUGUUA
Messenger RNA from Monodelphis domestica (gray short-tailed opossum), 6955 nucleotides. RefSeq names its product F-box and WD repeat domain containing 7 (gene FBXW7). Gene Ontology annotation, biological process: proteasome-mediated ubiquitin-dependent protein catabolic process; ubiquitin recycling. Gene Ontology annotation, cellular component: nucleus; cytoplasm. NCBI's taxonomy places the organism in Eukaryota, Metazoa, Chordata, Mammalia, Didelphimorphia, Didelphidae. The record is from RefSeq and is a predicted model, not a curated record. Gene Ontology annotation, molecular function: ubiquitin binding.